AGCAUCAGUUACUUAACAAGCAAACAAUAAAAUUAAUUUCACGACUAAUAAAUGCAUUACAAAUCUUUACUUUAUUUCUUAUCAAUUUUCUAUAUCUGGAAUUUCAACUAUUUUGCACAAUCUACAAUCGAUUCCCAAUUCAAUCUGGCUUCCGAUGAAUUCUCAACUUGUGACUACUCUCGAUUCGAGAGCAUAUUAGAGGCUUUGAAUGAAAUAAUACAAUUACGAUUAAAUAAACAAAGUGACAUUUUACAAAGGUUCGAGAAAAAAUUCGACUCACUUGGAAUGAUCAGUGAUAUCAAAGAAAUUGUGAAAGGCUACGAUGUUUUAUUUGAAACCUUUGGCGAAAAACUUAAGAAUAUGGAAAAUAUACUGAACAAAGCCAGUUCAGAAACCGAUAUGUUGCGAGAUAGUACAUCCAAGAAUUUAUCAUUAUUACAAAAUAUUGAAAUGAAGUUAACAAAUGUUGAUGAAAUAACAAUCGAACAAAAUCGAAAUAUACAGGAAUAUUUAAAUAAAACUGAAGCAACCAAGAUUAGUCUCGAGACCGAUGAUCAGUUAUUAGUUUGUAAUAACCAAUCGUAUCCCACCAGUUGUGCUGAAUUCAAUAUAAACCAUUGUGCGAAUAACAAAUGUCGCAUACACAAUGAGCUUUAUGGGCCAGAACCAUUCUGGGUCGCUUGUGAUAACCACACCGAAGAUGGUGGUUGGACUGUAAUCCAAAGACGCAUUAAUGGCUCCGUAGAUUUCUAUCGUGGUUGGUCUGAUUAUAAACAAGGCUUCGGUAAUAUUGAUGGAGAAUUUUUCAUUGGCUUAGAUAAAUUACAUGCCUUGACGACUAUACUCCAACCCAUGGAACUGUUGAUACAACUAAGAGACUUUAACGAUACUGAGACGUAUGCCAAAUAUGAUGAAUUUGUUAUUGGUAAUGAAACGGAAAAGUAUAAAUUAAGUAAAGUGGGCAUAUAUUCAGGAAAUGCUGGAGAUGCCUUUAGCAAUCAUCAGGGUUUUUAUUUUACUACCAAAGAUCGUGACAAUGAUCAUCAUACUAGUAAUUGCGCCGUAAAGGAAAAGGGCGCAUGGUGGUAUUCGAAAUGUUUUUGGAGCAAUUUAAAUGGCAAAUAUUAUGGUAAAGCUGAGGCUAAAAUUAAAAAUGGUAUUUGUUGGAAUGGUUUUACGCGUUGUAAAUAUUCUUUGAAAUUUGUGCAAAUGAUGAUUAGACCUAAAAAAUAUAAAUAUGAUACCUAAUAAAAA
Messenger RNA from Calliphora vicina (urban bluebottle blowfly), 1254 nucleotides. Its product is annotated as fibrinogen-like protein 1. The record is from RefSeq and is a predicted model, not a curated record. NCBI's taxonomy places the organism in Eukaryota, Metazoa, Arthropoda, Insecta, Diptera, Calliphoridae. The coding region runs from base 52 to 1248 and encodes 398 amino acids. The transcript has 5 exons.